CAACCAAAACAGACGGCUGUCCGCGGCAGUUUGGCUUCAUAACUUUGAAAAGUGUCAAAAGAGCAUGAAAACGCGUGUCAGCGAUGCUGCAGCCGGAACCGGUCCGACUUCCAACAGAGGGUCAAAAACUGAUGAACACUGUCCGACAGGAGCUGGGGCAGAGUGAAGCUGAGGAGGGAAACCCGUUCAACUACACCCCGCUGCUCAUCCACCUGCACAAGGACCACGAGCUGUUCGAGGAUGGGGACAUUCACAGACACAUGUAUCUCCAAGACCUGUACGUCUCAGACGCAGACGACAAGCCCACACUCAGUGUGUCAGAAUUUGCCUGUCACAUAUCUGGCUGCAGUGCAGUCUUCAUCACUUUGGAGGAGUAUGAGCACCACUACAACUCCCUGCACAGACAUGUGUGCUGCUCCUGCCGUCGCUCCCUGCCAAGUGCUCGACUCCUAGACAUUCACAUUCAGGAGUGGCACGACUCUCUCUUCAUUAUCCUCGCUCAGAGGCAAGAUAUGUACCAGUGUUUGGUGGAGGGCUGUGGACAAAAGUUCAGGACUAGUAAACACAGGAAAGAUCAUUUAAUAAGAAUCCACAGGUAUCCUCCAGACUUCAGAUUUGACAAAACCAAAAAGGACAAAGGAAUCAGAGAGAUGAAGAGACAGCAGCCGAAAGAUGCAGCCAUGGAGGUAGUGGAUGAUGUGUGUGAGUCCGAGGGUGUGUGUGAGGUUAUGUGUGAUGAGUUGUCCGACCAGCCCGAGCACAGGGAAUCCAUGGAGAUGCAUGUGUCCAAGAACGAAGCUGCUCGCAUGGCAAAUUCUGCCUCUACCGAGGAGCACGCAGAUCUUUCUGCUGCAGUUCACAGUUCUGGGAAUACAAGCGCCGAGCCACUAAAACCACGGUACUCCUACAGGGUCCCGACAACCGUGUGCUUCGGUCAUGGCUCCGUUCGAGGCUUCAGAGGACGCCGGGGUAGGAGGAAAUGAAACACCAGAAUAGAGCUUUCUGUUUUUUUAAGAUGUACAACCUUAUACUCUUGUCUUAUAACUGAAAGUAUUUACUGUCAAAUGUGUCCUUGACUUGAAAUAAAGUGGGUUUUUUUU
Chelmon rostratus (copperband butterflyfish) is the source of this 1100-nucleotide messenger RNA. It is a transcript of the gene znf511, whose product is annotated as zinc finger protein 511. The record is from RefSeq and is a predicted model, not a curated record. Bases 84 to 983 code for a protein of 299 amino acids. The transcript has 6 exons. NCBI's taxonomy places the organism in Eukaryota, Metazoa, Chordata, Actinopteri, Chaetodontiformes, Chaetodontidae.